Molecule: messenger RNA, 234 nt
Organism: Rhagoletis pomonella (apple maggot)
Lineage: Eukaryota; Metazoa; Arthropoda; Insecta; Diptera; Tephritidae
Product: ribosomal protein S6 kinase alpha-5-like
Exons: 2
Biological process (GO): protein phosphorylation; regulation of DNA-templated transcription
Molecular function (GO): protein kinase activity; ATP binding
Source: RefSeq, a predicted model, not a curated record
UUUAUAGGCAAUGCAACGGAAGACGAGAAAGUAAAUUUAUCACAUUUCAAGCUGAUACGUGUUCUUGGAACAGGGGCCUAUGGAAAGGUGUUUUUGGUGCGUAAAAUUGGCGGCGAUGAUGAUAUGACAUUGUACGCCAUGAAGGUGUUAAAGAAGGAUACUGUGGUGCAGAAGAAAAAGACAGCCGAACAUACCACAACCGAACGACAAGUGAGUGUAUUGUACGAUACCUAA